CUGAUAAUUAUUAAUAGAUCAAAUUAAAAUAAGAAAGAAUUUAUACCUUCAAUUAUGAGUAUAGAGUAAUAUAAAUAACAAGCUAAUUAUUCAUACCAAAAGAAGAGUCCACUCCCUCUACAGAAUGUGACUUAACAAAUUUAAAAUACUAUUCGAAUAAAAGAAAAUUUUGAAAGCCCUAUAUCAUCUUCUAGCAACUAUUAGUUCAGUACUAAAAGUAGAUAGAAGUCAGAGAAUUGUAGUUAGGGAAAUGUUAAUUAAGUUUUAAGUUCAUAGGAAAUCGUUAGUAAAUAUAACAUGUAUCUUUGUUCAACUAAAUCUGCAAAUAGAGAGUCAUUAAACUCCUUCACCAAGCGAAACAAUUUUUUAAAUAAAGAAACACUAUAAGACAGUUUAAGUACCAAGUUGACUGAUUCUUGUAAUGUAAAUCCUUUGCUAUCUUAAAAUUUUAGCAAUUCUAAGAGUCCUGCGAGAAGUUUAUUAGGGGAAAACGCACAAAUAGAAAGAACAAAAUCAGAAGACAAAAUAGCUAGUAAUAAAAUAUUUUUGUAGUCUAGCAAAAGUACUGCUGCAAUAGCUUUUCCUUAGCAGUAAGACUUUAAAAUAGAACACGAAAGCAACAAUUCCACUAAUGAAUUUAAGUUGCAGCUAAUUAGAAAAUUAGGAGAGCUAGAAAUAGAAUUGAAAAAAGAAAGCAUAAAAAAUUAAAACCUAGAAUAUGAUAAUAAAAACUUGCGUACAACAAUCCAUAAACUACAAGACUAAUUUAAAUCUUAGUCAAAAGAUAAUUUAGAUUUAAGGAAGACUAUCGAUAGCCUAAACAAAGAGAUAGCAUAAUACAUAAAAAUACAGAAAGAAGAGUAGCAAUUAGAGAUGUAAGAAAAGAGAUUACAAUAAAUAUUUGAGAAAACAGAAAUAGAAUAAAAAUUGAGCAACGAGUGUGAUAGGCUUACAAGCAUUAUUGAAGACAAAGAAAGUUAAAUUGCUAAAUGGAUGGAAAAAUUUAUGAACUUAAAGGAAAUAAAGCAAAAGGAAUUAUCUUCUCCUAAAAGUUCUAAAGUUGAACAAUAAUUGAAUGUUCUUAGAGAGUAGGUGUCAAUAGAUUAAAAUGAAUUAUUUUAACUGAAAUAAUAAAACAAUUAGCUUUAAAACUAGCUAGAAGAGACUGGAAAAGAAAAAGAUAAAUUAAAAUUAAAUAACUAAAUGCUUAUGGAACAAAUUCGAUAAAAUAGCUAAAUUAUUCACUCAUAAUAAUAAAAAUUAUAAGAUUUAGAUGGAUAGAAUAAAAAUAGUGAGAAAAAUAAAAAGGUUUAUGAACAAAGAUUGGAAGAAAUUCAAAAAAUAAAAGAAGAUUUAGAGUUGAAAUAAAUUGAAUUAGAAAAGAUAAAUGAAGAUUUAGUAUAUUAAAACAGAGAGCUGAAAAAUCUCUAAUAAAAAGGGGAGAAGCAAAAUUAAAUUUAAAAAUAGAAAUAUGAAGAGAGAAUUUCUGAGUAUUAAUAAGUUUUACAAGAUUUAAAAAAGCAAAUAGAUGAUUUAAAUUAAAAGAAUAUAGAAUUAAAGAAUAGUUUAAAAAUAAAAUGUGAAGAAUAAAACAAUACCAAAGACUAAAUCAGCUAAUUUAAAGAAUAGAUUAAAAUACUUUCAGAAGAUUUAAACGAGAAGAAUGAUAAAUUAAUUUAAAUAAGCAAGAAAGAGAGUUCAGAAAAAAUGAAAUAAUUUGGAUUUACCUAAUCAGCUGAGGUUGAAUAAUUGCGUUUAAAAACAAGGCUUCAAGAACUUGAACAAGAGCUCUAAGCUUAAAGAUGUGACUAUGACAGAUUGAUAACAAAGAUUUCAGAAAUUUAAAAAUAAAAUGAUGAUUUAUUGAAUCAACUUUAAUCUUAGCAAAAAAGUCAUAAAGUAUAAUUGGAAGAAUUAGAAAAAAAUUACUAACAGCUCACCUAAACUUAAAUUGAUAGAGAAGUAAAAAAAGUUGUCCUAGAAAGUGAAAGAAACAAAUUUUUCUCUGAAAACUAACAAAAAUUAACAGAAAAGCAAAUCUAAGCAUAUAAAGAAAAGAUUUAAGAAAUGGAGGGAGAGAUCUAAAACUACUAAAAUAAACUCUAAAAUGAAAUCUAAAAGGAACAGCUAGCUAGUUCAAGGAAAUAAAUAGAUAAAUUGCUUGAAGAAAAAGAAACUUUAAUAUAAAAGGAGGAAGAAACUAAGAAGUUGAAGAAAUUAAAUGAAGAGCUUUAAAUCUAAGUAAGAAAUUAGUAAAAUAUCUUAAAUUUAGCAAAGGAAAAAGAAGAUGAAAAUAAAAGAUAAACUGAAUAAUAGUUUAAUGAUUUGAGAAAGCAGAUUGAAAUUCUUCAUUUAGAGUCGAGAAAUAAGUAAAUAGCCCAAAAAGAAUAAGAAAAAAAAUUGCACGAUAGGAUAUAGGAGGCUAUUUAAAAAUUCAACAGAGACUUAGGCUAAAAGGAAUAAGAUAUUCAAUUUUUUGAAAAAGAAAAUGAGAAUUUAAACAGAAUUAUAACUUAGUAAAAGAUGACUAUCAAUUAACUUUAAAAUAGAGUUUAAAAAAGUAUUGCUUCCUAAAAUGAGGAUGAAUUGCUUAAAUCUUUAGGAUUAAACAGUUUAGUAGAAGAUAGGAACAAUGAGGAUACUGAUUAAAAAUAAUAAAGCUUCAAAUAAUUCUAGAUAGUUAAUUCUAUGAAAGAAGAAAAAUUUAUGAAUAAAUAGCCUUCUUAAUCAAAGCUUCAUAACUUUCCUACUUUUAGAGAAGAUGCUUAAAUACCAUAGCAAUUGAACUAAUAAAAAUCUUAGAAAAGUUUAUUUACAUAACAAAAUUUUAAUAUUAAUAAUGAGAUUAAUACAUGGAAAUGCUAAGAAGAAACACCUAUUUCUGACUCUGAAUCAAAAAUUGAGAAACACGAACUCUCUAAUUGGAGCUAGGAUGAAUAAAUGAUAGAUAAGUUACAAGAUUAACAGUAAGUUAGUUUCAGCUUAUAAUAAUAGUACUUUUAAAGAGAAUAAGCAGAAGGCUCUGAAGUAUAGAGCGAUGCAGAGGAAUUCCAUAUACCACUUUAUCAAAAAAAUGAAUGA
Molecule: messenger RNA, 3081 nt
Organism: Tetrahymena thermophila SB210
Lineage: Eukaryota; Ciliophora; Oligohymenophorea; Hymenostomatida; Tetrahymenidae
Exons: 8
Source: RefSeq, a predicted model, not a curated record